Molecule: messenger RNA, 2079 nt
Organism: Colletotrichum siamense
Lineage: Eukaryota; Fungi; Ascomycota; Sordariomycetes; Glomerellales; Glomerellaceae
Gene: pkn1
Product: Serine/threonine-protein kinase pkn1
Exons: 1
Coding region: 1-2079 (692 amino acids)
Source: RefSeq, a predicted model, not a curated record
AUGGCUGACCCCUUCUCAAACACUCUCAAAACCCUGCGAUCGAAAGCAGCAGCGUUUGGCAGCGAGCCACUGCUCACCCGACCGGAUGGCACCGUCGUCGACCUGGCCAACGGCUACAUACCACUCCUAGCGAACUUCACCUUUGAAGACAAAGCCGCCAAGGGCUUACGGAAACGUAAAGUGGGCGACGAGCGCGAGGUCCCGGUCUACUUCUCCGCCGUCGAGCUGGUACGCGAUAACAGGAUCCUGCUCCUUACGGGCCCGAGUGGAAGUGGGAAAACCACGUUUGCGAAAUAUGUUAGCUAUCGGAUGGCGACAGAUGAUUUCCGUGAAUCACGCUCAGUAAUUCGCAACGAGUUUGGGGACUCGCAUGAGGAAACGUGGGAGACUGGCAAGCUUGAGCCAUACUACUUCCUCGUCGAUGGAGCAGAGUCUCUUCGGACUCUUGUCGAGAGAACGCUCCCGGAGUUACUGACGCAACAUGGAGACCAGAGAAUCGGCUUUCAAAUCAUCAUAGACGGGGUCGAUAAGGCUGGGAGUGAGGGUGUUGAGCUUCUCGGCUCCAUAAGUGGCUUGGCGAAGUCGGCAAACGACGUCCGGCUUCUUUUACUCGGGGACACCAAAGUUUGCAGCUGCUGGGUGCUACCUUCAGUCGUGGCUCGUCACGACAUACUACCACUUUUGACAACCCAGAGAAAGCGAGCAGCUUACGAGCUGUUGAUUCAAAAAGCCAUAGGACUGGGCUCUUCCGCAUCGAAUCCUGCCUUAUUCGCCUUGGCACUCCAAGCUGGAUGUGUGGCGGAACAGGCCGAAGACAUCCUCGAUGAGUGGAUCAAGGUCGUUGAUUCUUAUGGAACUUCUGCCGAAUACCUUCAGUUGAAGGCCUAUGAGCAGGCUUUGAGAACCAAGGGUGAGGACCAGCGAAGCACGUUGGCUUUGCCAACAUCACUGUUGACUCCGGCCUGGUCCUGCAGUGCGGUUCAGCAAUUGCUUGCAGCUCGACAACUAGCAACUCUCCCAACAAAAGAAGUACUCGCCUUCUACUAUGCAAAUCCAGGCUCUUCACAGCCAGUCAUCAGGAGCUGUUUGGUCCGUCUCGCGGGUUCUGCCAAAGCGGAGACACUGUUGGAACGGUUGCUUGACGGGGCGUCAUCAGAAUCUCACCGCGCUGCCCUGCUUAUUGCCGACCUCGUCCCCAAAGACUCAGAAUUCGAACAGUCGGUAGCAAAAUGGGUACUGGAAGUCGUGGACAGAGGCUUAUUGACACCCAAGGAGCGCGAGAAAGCUGGACGCAUCCUUUCCUCUCUGGGCGACCCCCGCAACCUCACAGGCCUCGCACAAAUACCCGCUGGAACUUUCGUCAUGGGCUCUGAAAGUCAUCCCAACUCACACCCACCAAACUCUAUCUCACUCGGCAGUUUCCGGAUUGGCAUCUAUCCAGUCGUCAAUAGGGACUAUUCGGCGUUUGCUCGGGGGACCGGCCGAGAUUGGCUCAGCCCGGAUGGAACGGACCCGGAAAGGUUAAACGCGCCAGCGACUGAUCUCACCUGGCACGACGCGCGGGAUUACUGCAGGUGGCUGACAGAACGAUGGCGCGCGAGCGGGGAAAUAACGCCAAACGACGAGGUCAGGCUUCCUACGGAGCCUGAGUGGGAGCGGGCGUCUCGCGGAGAUCAGUUUGAGGCUGGCAGCGAGGGGUUGGUGUUUCCCUGGGGCACUGAGUGGAAUACCGAUGCUGCAAACUCAGAGGAGGCCGGUUUCAACAACACUUGUGCAGUUGGGUUGUUCCCAAAGGGUCGCUCGCCCUACGGAUGCUAUGAUAUGGCGGGGCAGGUUUGGGAAUGGUGCACGACUCUUUGGGGCGAAGAUAUGGCAAGCCCUUCGUUCAAAUAUCCGUGGAAGAACGAUGAGCGAGAGGCGUUGCAAGGUCCAGAGAAGAUCCGUCGGGUAUUACGUGGGGGGUGUUUCUCGAGCCCGAAAGUCAAAGCCAACUGUACGUAUCGAGGGAGCCUUGAACCAGCGGGGUUCUGGAGGGGAAAUGGGUUCAGAAUUGUCGUUGCACCAAUUUCUACUCCAUAA